This is a messenger RNA of Penicillium alfredii, 1098 nucleotides long. Its product is annotated as GTP-binding protein. Bases 1 to 1098 code for a protein of 365 amino acids. Lineage: Eukaryota; Fungi; Ascomycota; Eurotiomycetes; Eurotiales; Aspergillaceae. Gene Ontology annotation, cellular component: cytoplasm. The record is from RefSeq and is a predicted model, not a curated record. The transcript has a single exon.
AUGGCACCAAUCCCCGUGACAAUAGUUACUGGGUUCCUUGGUUCGGGCAAAACAACACUCCUCCUCAACCUAAUCCCGCAACUGCCCCGCACCUACCGACUCGCGCUCCUCAAAAACGAAUUCGGCGACAUCGCAAUCGACUCGCAGCUCGCCUCCGCGCAAUCCAUCAGCGGCGUACGUGAACUGCUCAACGGAUGUAUCUGCUGCAACCUAGUCGGGCAGCUCAGCGACGCGCUGGAGCAGCUGCGUACCGAGGAACAACCCGACCGCAUUGUCAUCGAGACGAGCGGCAGCGCGUUCCCCGCGACGCUAGCGAUGGAGGUGAACCGGCUAGCGCGUGAGCAGGGCGGGCAUUUUGUGCUUGAUGGCGUGAUUAGUGUUAUUGAUGUUGAGAACUGGGAGGGCUAUGAGGAUACGUCGUAUACGGCGAAGAUCCAGGCGAAGUAUACGGAUCUGAUUAUCUUCAAUAAGUGGGAGCUGGUUUCGGAGCAGCGUUUUGAUGUUUGUCUUGAUCGUGUGGGCGAUCUGGAGGUUGAGACGCCGUGGGUGAAGUCGGAUCGGGGGCACGUUGAUAAGGAUGUGUUGCUUGGGAUUGAUGGCGCGCUGUUUACGAAGGAGAAGGAUCCUACUGCUACUCUAGUGAAUCCGGAUCAGAAUAAGCAGCAGCAGCAUGGCCACCAGCAUGAUCACCAGACUGAAGUCGAGGUGUUAUCUGUAACACUUAAGUCGGCUGUCUCGCAGCAGACUGUCGAUGUCCCUCCUCUCGAACGGUUCCUUUCUGCGGCGCCCAGAGACGAAGUCUACCGCAUUAAGGGCAUCAUACACUGCUCUGCUCAAGAUCCCCCCGCAGAAUCAUCUGAGAACCUUGACGCGAAACCGAAGUCUCAAGACUCGCGGUACUAUAUCCUAAAUUGGGCGUUUGGGAGGUGGACGGCUACGCCUUCUGCGGUGGUCGCCGAGUCUGCAGACCCCGCAGUGGUUGCUCGUAUAACGUUGAUCCUGGCCCGAUACGAGUCUGCCAAGUGGAAGAAGAAGCUCGAGGCGGGUGGAUUGGUGCAGGCGGCAGACGCGGAGUUGGCAGUCGAGCGGCUGGUUUAG